Neocloeon triangulifer is the source of this 931-nucleotide messenger RNA. RefSeq lists its product as uncharacterized. Bases 55 to 843 code for a protein of 262 amino acids. The transcript is spliced from 4 exons. Lineage: Eukaryota; Metazoa; Arthropoda; Insecta; Ephemeroptera; Baetidae. The record is from RefSeq and is a predicted model, not a curated record.
AUAAAACUGCUUCUUGUGCAAAACUCUGACCAGUCGAGCCACACUCCGAGCAUCAUGAUAGACAAAUUAAUUCUGGUUUUGAGCGCCGCUGCCGUUUGUCGCGGUCAGCAAGUUUUGAUGGACCCUGGAUUGGAUCUGGACAGUUUUCUGAGCGGCUCGGAAUACACGGUGCUCAGGUCGCACAGGGCAGGAAGGCAUUUGUACAUGACGAGGAUGGUGCAGCAGGACGAAAAUUGCACGUACCUGGAAAAUCUUGACGUGUUUUCCAUGGAGGGGGACGAGGACGAAGUUUUCGACCUCAUCGACAACCAGCUCGAAGUGAACUCGACCGCUAGGUCAAAGAGGUCUUGCAAUAAGGUAGACAGUUCAAGCUGCGCCUUCGUAAACGACGCUGGCCGCGUAUAUUUCACGAUGGGCCUCAAAUAUUUCCAAUGCGACAGUCCCAAACCGCACAAGUACAGGUUCCGUUUCUCCGCCAGGUACCCCGGCACCUACAUCAUCCGAUUCCAGUGCAAAAGGGGUUCAUUCAUUUCCGUCAUUCGGACGUACAAGCCGGGUCAGGUGGUCAAUUUCCUGUGGCCGUGGAACAGGGUGCACGUGGGCAACGACAUGAAGGCCUUCCUCCUCAUCAAGCCGGACAGCGACGAGAGCAUCUUCGCGUCCGACAUGGAGUGGGAGUUCCUCAACCUGGAACGCAUUUUACACGGGAAGGUGUCGAAACGAUGCAGCGCUGACUUCAACCUCAUCUUUCAACAGAGGAACGUCGCCAUGGUCGAGCAGAUGCGACAGUUCAACACCCGCCGGUACCUGAAGGUCGGCAACUGCCGGUUCAAUGACCUUUAAUUUUUAAAUCCAAUGUACAUAAACCGAUUUUUGAAAAAAUAUGGAAAAAAUUUCAGGGAUUCACAGAACAAAGAACAAAAAUGAUUUU